This is a messenger RNA of Armigeres subalbatus, 661 nucleotides long. RefSeq lists its product as uncharacterized. The transcript is spliced from 4 exons. Lineage: Eukaryota; Metazoa; Arthropoda; Insecta; Diptera; Culicidae. The coding region runs from base 19 to 519 and encodes 166 amino acids. The record is from RefSeq and is a predicted model, not a curated record.
UCGAGAACGAGACGCAACAUGGUGCAGUCCGAGACGUUUCGUCUGUUGGGCUACUUUUUUGCAACUAUCAAAAUAUGUUUGUCAAUGUUGGAGGCGGUCAAGUGCAGCGUUCAAAUAGGUGGAGUCCAUGAUUUCACGGAGCUGAUCAAGCUGAUUCUGGCAGUCGUGUACAUUACUAUCAAUUUGCUUUUAAUUCUGGGCAUUCGAUUUCUCAUUGUGAAACUUAUUCUAAUCAAUAGGAUAUUUACGAUUGUAAUGAACAUAUUAGCGAUAUUGUACACAAUCGGGCAAUAUCUGACCGUGAUGAUAUUUCGACGACAGAUGGAUAAAGGACCCAUAGCUUUGAUGAUAAUCUUGCUAAUACUAGUUGUUAUAAUGGUAUUUGAGGUUUGGAUAAUGGCAGGAGUUUUGCAGUAUGUGAAGAAGCAACAAUUUUCAAGUACAGUUGAUGAGUCUAAAGCUCAAGAGGAUGAAAUCACUAAAAAGACGAAAAACAUGCAACCAAAAUCAGCGCAGUAGGGUAAUAAAACAUAAAGUUGAAGACCCGACCGUUGAGGAACUAAGCACUAAUCGCUCGAUAACAUUUUAUCAAUGCUUUGUUUUCGCUUUCUUGAGAGUGAUCCGAUAGGGAAGCAUCCAUAAAUUAUGUAACGCUUAGAGG